Messenger RNA from Penicillium verhagenii, 1758 nucleotides. Its product is annotated as putative tRNA-specific adenosine-34 deaminase subunit Tad3. The transcript has 3 exons. Bases 1 to 1758 code for a protein of 585 amino acids. Gene Ontology annotation, molecular function: catalytic activity. Lineage: Eukaryota; Fungi; Ascomycota; Eurotiomycetes; Eurotiales; Aspergillaceae. The record is from RefSeq and is a predicted model, not a curated record.
AUGGAUAUCCCCAAGACGCUGAAUGCGAUUCGACCUUUGCGCGGAGAUACCAUCCCUAUUCGGACUGUCCAGGAAACUCGUCCAGUUGAGGAGUUUGGUGACGCUUAUGUUGCAGAGGUCGAUAUCAGAGGCGCAGCUAAAUUGAUCAAGGCACUCGAUUCCAAGUAUCCCCGCGACGCGGCUCUUCCUCUGUCACAUCUACGACGUUUUGCCAAGAGAGAAAUCUUGCCCCCGACCCUUCGCGCAGCAAUUGAAGCUGCAGGCUCGCUUGGAACAGCGGACGUGAAGACUAUAUUUGUUGUCAUUUCACCUCCUUUGCCUGCCUCGGAAGAACUACAGGAGCUGCUUGCACCCUUUGCUCCGGGCGCUUUUAGCUUCGGGCCUUCUGGCGCCACCACACCUGGAUCUUCCCCCGAACCAUCACCUCCAAAGAUCCCCAUAUUCACUAUCCAAAUUCCUCUUCAGCCUCCUUUUAACCUUCAACAAGCUGAACGCUGGAGCAGUACCCUCUGGCCCGUCGUCUUUAACCCCGCUGCACCCCGAUCCACUGUCGCUCCGCCCCCUCAGGUCCUGAACCGGGCACUGGAUAGCAUUCAACCUCGUGCAGGAUACUAUCUCUCCCUCGCGCGCAAAGUUGCCGCUGAAGCAAAGUCCUCAGGUCGUGGCCGUGGUGUCGGAGCCGUCAUCGUCGAUCCGUCCAUCGAAGCCGCGAUUGAGGCCGCUGCGGAAGAGAGUGGCGAGUCCAGUGUUGAGCAGUGGAUGAACGCUGUCAUCACCGUCGGUGGUGAUGUUCGCUUCGCCCGCUCCGAAGCUGGAAAGCCCUCCCAGGCAGAUCUGCACCAUGAUGCAUCUCCCAACCCCGCAUGCGCAGCUUUCGAUGCCGAUCUGGAGGGUGGACCGGAUCUCCACGCCAUGAUGCGAGCCAUUGAACUGCUUUCGCGCAGACGCCGCGAGGACCCAAAUAACUACGAUCCAACAAUUCCCGAAUUCAUUGCGCAGCCUGUCGUUGAGACGGAUCCCCAGCUUUCUUUGCAGCUCAGUCCUCUGGAGUCGUACUUCCUCUCUCAGCCCAUCAUUCUGGGUACCGCCGACAAUGCUUCUACUCCCCCUUUCGACCAACACCAGCCUGAAUCGUAUUCGGUAUCUCCAAAGAAAAGGAAGCAUGAAGAGCCGAAUCCCGAAUCCACUUCCGUUUCUCUAGACCCUGUUGACGCCGACUCGUUCAGCCAGACCGCCCACGCCAUCCCUACAACCCCUCCUCUCCCAGCGCCUCCGCCACUGGCCGUCGCUGACAUGGCCGAUCCUACGGUCCCACACCACCCCAAUGACGCCGCGAAUGUUACUUCUGCCUUCCCGGUGUCGGGUGCGGCUUCUCGUAUUCGCAGUCGUGCGCAGGGAGGUUAUCUCUGUACGGACCUUGACGUUUACAUUUCCCAUGAGCCAUGUGUUUGCUGCUCGAUGGGCAUGCUUCUCUCGAGAUUCAGAGCUGUCAUCUUUCCACGUUCGGGCCGGAUGAAGACCGGCGGUCUAGCUUCUGAGCCUUGUGUGGCUCCUGUCCCGAAUUGCCGGGAAGCGGAUUCGGUUGAAGAUAAGAAAGAUAUUACGGAUGAAAAGAGCGAGGAUAUUAUUGGUGACCGUCAUUAUUAUGGAUUACAUUGGCGGAAGGAGUUGAACUGGCGGGUUUUGGGAUUUGAGUUCGUGGAUGAGGAUGAGGAUGAUGAGGAGAGCGAAGGAGAUGAUGUGGUUUUCAAUGCUUAA